Molecule: messenger RNA, 369 nt
Organism: Lemur catta (Ring-tailed lemur)
Lineage: Eukaryota; Metazoa; Chordata; Mammalia; Primates; Lemuridae
Product: beta-defensin 121-like
Exons: 2
Coding region: 74-325 (83 amino acids)
Biological process (GO): innate immune response
Cellular component (GO): extracellular region
Source: RefSeq, a predicted model, not a curated record
CGCCCAGAAUGGAGUCCUCUCCCCGUCUUACCAGUCCAGAAGCCUCCCGUCCCUCCCUGAGCUCCCCUCACUCAUGAAGCUCCUUCUCCUGGUUUUGACUGUUACCCUGCUCCUGGCCCAGGUCACCCCAGUCAUGAAGUGUUGGAGUAAGUUAGGCAGGUGCAGAACGACGUGUAAACAGAGUGAAGUAUUCUACAUACUGUGCAAAACUGAGUUUAAGUGCUGUGUGGAGCCCAAGAACGUACAUGCCAAACCAGAAUUACCAAACACAGAUUGGAAGCCUGGGCUCAUCUUCUGCAGUCUGACACUCCCCUUCCAACCCUGAGUCUCAACAUCACUGGAUCCCUAUUAAACAAUUCCUGGCUGUUC